Theobroma cacao (cacao) is the source of this 1979-nucleotide messenger RNA. RefSeq lists its product as uncharacterized. The record is from RefSeq and is a predicted model, not a curated record. NCBI's taxonomy places the organism in Eukaryota, Viridiplantae, Streptophyta, Magnoliopsida, Malvales, Malvaceae. Gene Ontology annotation, cellular component: membrane. Gene Ontology annotation, biological process: molybdate ion transport. Gene Ontology annotation, molecular function: molybdate ion transmembrane transporter activity.
AGCCUCUGCCUUAAGAUUUACGAAUGCACACGGACAUACACCUACGACCUACCAAACUCCACAAAGAAAUUGUCAAUUCCUUGGUUGCUGCCAACUCCCUUUUAACGCCACCCUGUUUUUUUGUAGCUUGCACAGUUAUACGUUACUUCCACUCAUCCUUGUCUCAAUCUUUGCUCUCUGUUUCUCCUCUGUUUCUGUUUAGAUCCUUCUUUGCAGGAAAAGAAAAAAGGAAAAAGAUACAAUGGAAGCAUUUUACCUGCUGGUAUUCGGGGCCCUGGCAUCCCUGGUUGCGGCAUUGGAGCUAAGCAAAACCAGCAAAGAUCGCAUCAACACCUCCUCUGCUUUCAAUUCUUUCAAAAACAACUACCUUGUCGUUUACUCUCUCAUGAUGGCUGGGGAUUGGUUGCAGGGGCCAUAUGUUUACUACCUCUACAGUCAGUACGGAUUCGGGAAGGGGGAGAUUGGCCACCUCUUUAUAGCUGGUUUUGGAUCUUCCAUGUUCUUUGGGACAAUUGUUGGAUCUCUAGCUGACAAAAAGGGUCGAAAGAGGGCAUGUGUUACUUACUGCAUAACUUACAUACUGAGCUGCAUUACCAAACAUUCUCCUCAGUACAAGGUCCUAAUGCUGGGACGAGUGUUGGGAGGCAUUGCAACUUCUCUUCUUUUUUCAGCCUUUGAGUCUUGGCUUGUUGCAGAACACAAUAAGCGAGGUUUUGAUCAACAGUGGCUUUCUAUAACAUUCUCAAAGGCAAUAUUUCUUGGAAAUGGCUUGAUGGCGAUUUUAUCUGGGUUGUUUGGCAAUGUACUGGUAGAUAAUUUGCAAUUAGGCCCUGUUGCUCCAUUUGAUGCUGCAUCUUGCUUCCUCGCAAUUGGCAUGAUUAUCAUCUUAACGUCAUGGACUGAAAAUUAUGGAGACUCUUCGGAAAGCAAGGACUUGCUUACUCAAUUCAGGGGUGCUGCUGCUGCCAUUACUGCUGAUGAGAAAAUUACUUUGCUGGGCGCCAUACAAUCCCUAUUUGAAGGUUCAAUGUACACCUUUGUGUUCCUCUGGACCCCUGCUUUGAGCCCAAACGACGAGGAUAUUCCACACGGUUUUAUUUUUGCGACGUUCAUGUUAUCUUCAAUGCUGGGAAGCUCCAUUGCCUCACGGCUGCUGGCUCAGCAAAACCCAAGAGUCGAGAGCUACAUGCAGAUUGUAUUCAUGGUCUCUUCAGUAUCUCUCUUGCUUCCAGUUAUCUCAAGUUUCUUGAUAGCACCGUCUGGCGUGAAAGGUGGAAGCAUCUCAUUCUCUGGGUGUAUCCAACUCCUUGGUUUCUGCACAUUCGAAGCCUGCGUUGGGAUAUUCUGGCCGUCUAUUAUGAAGAUGAGGUCUCAAUACAUUCCAGAGGAGGCUAGAAGCACUAUCAUGAACUUCUUUCGCGUUCCUCUCAACAUCUUUGUGUGCAUUGCAUUAUACAAUGUAAAAGCGCUUCCCAUGACCGUCAUGUUUGGCAUGUGCUCGAUGUUCCUUUUCCUGGCAUCUGUGUUGCAGAGGCGUCUUAUGGUGAUUGCAGAAAUGCACAAGUCGAGAUCACAAGAUUGGACGGCAAUGCAAGAGAUGGGUUCCGAGGCGGAUCCAUUAAAUUCUUAAUUGAUUUCCCCUGUUUUCAGAGCUUCCUUGUUAAAACUGGUAGAGCUGCAAUUUGUCUAAGCUGUUUGCAAUCUUGUAGACAAGGGGUAUGGGCCUAGUCCUAUUUGGCUAGAAGAUAUGAAGUUUGAGGCUUGUGUGCGAGGGCUUCAAGUACUGUUUUUUGUUAAAAGAAUGACAGAAACAUAGUUUCUAGGUCAUGUUUUCUUCACCUAAUCUCAGUCACCAUUGCAAAAGGAAUCGAGGUAUUUAUUUUUGGUUGCUAAUUGUAUUUGUCUACACAUAGAAUAUAUAGUAAUAUAGGUCACAGUUCUUUCCUUGAUAUUGGUCAAUAUGAGCUUUCAUUUUUUCA